Portunus trituberculatus (swimming crab) is the source of this 6496-nucleotide messenger RNA. Its product is annotated as pleckstrin homology-like domain family B member 1. NCBI's taxonomy places the organism in Eukaryota, Metazoa, Arthropoda, Malacostraca, Decapoda, Portunidae. The record is from RefSeq and is a predicted model, not a curated record. Gene Ontology annotation, molecular function: protein binding.
AUCACCACCACCACUAGACUAGUCACCCAGCCAGCUAGGCAGCCAGACCACAGCCUCCAACCCCUUCACUACCCAGGCCAUUCUCCCUUCACCGCCACCAGACUGACCGUCCUGCAUUCACUUCCUCACGCAUCCAAAUGCCACCUUUUGCAGGGAAAGCAAGUGCAGUGAUCUUUAACACGUAAUGGUAACUUCGCUGUGUUACUGUCUUAUGUUGAAAAAUUUGACAUGGGGCAUUUGCUUGUGAAAUACUGCAUUGAAUCGUUCACACCAUGUGUCAUAUGGAAAUAUCCGUGGUGAAUGAAUGAAGGAUUAAUAUAAUCAUAUCUCGCCUCAGUCUCCUCUACUGUAGUGGUGGAAGAGGCGUGAUAGCUACUGGUUCACGCACUUUGCUUGGGCCUGAGACACAUCGUCCAGCAAACGUCACGCACGCCACGGCCGCGAUGAUGGCGACCACUCUGGGAGGGCCCCUUACCCCAACUGCCGCCCCAGACAUCCCUUUCGCUGACGCCGAUGCCCCGGACACCAUCGACGCCCCAGACGCCCCUCCAGCGCCGCCCCCGCUGUAUUCCACGCCUCGGCCGGGCGAGCCUCGAGUGGUGCUGGGCGGUGGGUUUCCUCUGUACCAGAACACAGGGCCCCGUCCCGGCCUGAGCCGCACUGCCUCCCUCCCGCCCAGUAGCACACGCCCACCGCACGCCCCAUCCUUGGCACGCCAGGGCAGCUGUAGCGGCCUGGCUGUCGUGGAAGGCGCGGGCGGGGCGGUGAAGGUGGCUACGGACCGCCCCCACCUGGUGUCCAUGGGUGGCGGGCGUCUGUCCACUGCCGUGACGUUGCACCCCAUCAACGAUGGGCGCACCAUGCUGGGCGCGGGCGGCAUGGGGGUGGUGCCGGACAUCGUGGUGGUGGGCACGGGCGUGGAGGCGGAGCACUGCACCCUUCUGAGCCAAGACGGCGUGGUGACCCUCACGCCCGCCGCUGGUGUGGUCACCAUCGACGGGGUCAGGAUCACCGCUCCCACCAGGCUGACCCAAGGUUGCAUGCUAUGUCUGGGCCGGAGUAACUAUUUCCGCUUCAACCACCCGGCGGAGGCGCAGCAGAUGCGAGCCAUUCUGCCCAACGCGAGGAUCAGCAUGGUGCCCAUCAACUUUUAUCCGGGGGUGGACAACCCUGAGUACUUCCACAUGUCCGGGGAUGGCGUCCCCUCCCCACCAAGCAGCCUCGGGGGAUCGGCGCCCACGACUCCCGGAGAAACGAAACCACCCGUACCACCUCGCAGGACGCCGCCCUCCACGCUGCUCCUGCCCUCCACGCCUCCCACCAUUGAGGAUAAGGUGCCGCGCUCUGAUCCUCUGACCGGCUCUCCAAGGGACCAUCCCCCGCCUUACGACGAGACCAUGUCGCGGCCAGUCAGGGACAGUGUCAAAACCCACCACCAUCUCUCCCACCACCACUACCACAACCACAACAGCACCAGCAAUCACCACCACUACCACCACCACCCCAUGAAUGACGAUGAUAACUACAUCAACAGCAGCAUCAUCGGCACUAACAGCGUCGCCAGCAGUAGUAACAGGAGCAGCCGCAGACAGGAGUGUGAGGACAGUGACAGCGAUUCUGACCCCCCGCCCGAGGUGCCGCCCCGAUCUGAGGCAUCCCAGGGCCUAAACACCACCACCACCACCACCACCUCAAUCAACGGCGUGGCGGGAAACAGGACAACAAAGCCACUCCUGGGCGGGGAAUACAUCUACACAAAGAGUGAACUACCGCCGCCGCUGGCCCCCCGCGCCCCCAGCAACUCUGCGCGGUGGAGUCCCGUGGGCGGCCCCGGCAUGGUGUGUUCGGGGGGCAUGACCUCCGUCCACAACAUCAUGUACCGCUCCCUUCCCCCACCGCCACCCUCCCCGGGUCCCACCACCCCAACCCACACCCACACUCACCACCACCACCCUCACCACCACGCCCGUGUGUCCUCCCCCACCCACACCGCCCACCACGCACCCCUGCCAGCGCCACCGUGCGUCCCCUUGCCUCCAACGCCCACCAGUCCGCCCCCUCUGACACCCACCACUCCGACACCUGUCACCCCCACUACGCAAGCCCCGCCCAUACCCACCGGUCCUGCCCCAUAUGCGCACACUAGUUCGUCCGCCACGCUGCCGCCCACGCCCACCACCCGCUCGUCCACACACCGCCGCACUCCCUCCAGCGGGUCUGGGGCGAGCGUGGGAUCUCCGUCCAUGUCUGCGUCCAUGUCUGCCUCGUGGGCGCCUGGUCUGGUGCGGGAGGACAGCAGGACGCACACCCGCUGCUCCCUCGAGGACCUGCGGCACAGCGAACUCAAGAAGCAGCAGGCGGUAGAGGAGCGUGUGAAGGAGCAGGAAGUGGCAUCGGCAGAGCGGGCGCGGCUGGAGGAGAUUCUGACGCUGUGUGCAGAGUAUGAGCGACAACAGCAACAGCAACAGCAGCAACAGGGAACGGCACAGGGCACGUCCCCCCGCGCGCCGCAGAUUAUGCCUCACCAUCACUCCCCGCACUACACCCUCACCCAGAACAGAAUCAAAACAAACGGCUCGCUACCUCGAGACAAGCGCCUGCCCUCCUCACCACCCCCAACUGGCCUGCCCACCACGCCCACCUCCUCGCCCACACCCACCCCACCCGCUGCCUCGCUCUCUGGUUCCAGCCUCAAGACGCCCACCACUAACUCAGAGGAUGAGCUGAGUGCCAUCUUCAGCUUUGACCACAGUGAUGUGAUCAGCCCAGGCCACCGCACCACAUCCCUUACCAGAAGUGGGACUUUACCAAGCUACCAUCCCUUCCCUAAUCCUGCACCGCUACAAGUUCCUUCUCAUUCUCCAAGUCCUAGCAGUCCAAAGAGUCCUUAUGAGAAUGUCAGUCCUUCGUACCUCACCUAUCCCAUGCCUCAGAGUCCCCGCACUCGCAUCAAGACCAUCGUGGGCAAGGAGAGGGCAGACAGGAGGGACAACUGUGAGAUCAUAGAAAACAGAAUGGCCAUAUCAGAGUUCCAAGGAGGAGCAAGUGAAUGUAAGAAAAUCAGGAGUCCCAGAACCACAAAGGAGAGUGCAAGAAACAAGGAGAACCGUAGUCCAUUCAUGCGAUCUGACCCUCUGAGUUCUCCAGAAGCCUUGUCACCGCCACCAAGGCCCCCGAGGUCCCCUAGAAUAGAAAGGUCUGUACUUGGUGACUCUCCUACCCUUAACAAAAUGAACAACAACACCAGCAGUUUAUCAAGGGACUCUGAUGCUGCUGGUAUUCAUAUGUCAAGCUCCAUGUGUAGUGAAAUUUUGGCAAGAACUGAGGAAAGAGUGCAUAGUUAUGAAAACAGCAGCUGUCAUGUCAUGGUGCAGAGUAGGCUAGGCUGUUCAAAAGACACUGUUGAUCACUCCAGAGAUCCUCAUGUGCCCACUAGUCCCAGAGAUAAGUCAGAAACAAGUACAUCUGGAUAUGAUGCUACAGAAGAUGAGGAAAGAGGAUGCAAUAAGGUCUUAGAAGAGCACAUUAUCAAAAAUAUUCAAGACACAUUUAAUAUUGAUGAUGUGCCUGGGGAGAUAGAGCGUCUGAGGGGCAUCAAGAAUGAGACACUUCAGUCUGUCACUGAUCUCAAACGAAGCGUCACUGAGCUAGAAAAUACAGAGGAUGAGGCUCUCAGAGAGCUUGAGGUGGAGAGAGCAUUACUGGAGGGAGAGCUGGCUCCUCAGAGAGAGAAAGCCACUAUGGAAGAGGAACGUUUGGCUGCCCUGUUGCAGAAAAGCCAGGAGCUGGAGGAACGCUGCAAUCAGGAACGACACCAUCAUCAGGAGGCCAUUGAGGCCUGUCGCUCACGAUUGGAGGAAGCUGAGAGAGACCUAGACCAGUUGGAGAGCAAGAGUGAAAAUUUUACUGGCACAACAGAUGAGGAGACUGAGAUGUUGGAGACUUUAAAGGCUCAGCAUGAAGCAGUGGAAGCAGAACGCAAGUUUUUCUUUUUCUAUAUUCGGUGGAAGAAGGCGAAGAAAGUGUUUGAGGACACAGAGUUUCACCAGAUGGAGGCUGAGGCUCACCGAGAGGCAGAGAGAGAGGAGCUCAACAAGGAGAUUGCAGAAGUGAGAGAAAAGUUAACCAGUCGACAUGAAAGGAUUGCAGAGUUAGAGAAACAAAUGUCAGAGAUGACCCACACUGUGAGGCAAGAAACCGAGAUUCUAGAAAAAGAACGUCAAGAUCUUCUAUCAAAAAUAGCAAAGGAGCGAGGGCAGCUGACAGCAGCUGAGCGCCGACUGGGUGAACUCAUCCGCUUGGGGGUCGUGCCUUCUAACGGCCAGAGUUCCCCCACUUGCUCAUCAGACACGGAGGAGAGUGGUGGAGCUGAGCUGGUGGAGCGGCUCUCCCGCCUGCAUCUCUUAGACCGUUCUCAGGAAGACCUUGACAGAAUACAUCAGGUCACCUCAUCCACUCCUCUUGGCUGUCCUGAUGGUUCCCUCGGCCGUAAGACCUCGGCAACACUCAUGGAGAUUGAACGUAACCGACAGUUGCUCCUGGCAAAGCAAGGAACCUUAGUCAUUGAGAAUGAAAGACGUCGGGUGGAAGAGCUGAAACGACGUGUAGCAGAUGAGGUGAAAGCCCAGUGGGAGGAAAGGAAGGCCAAGGAACAGAGGGAUGUGAACUGUGCUUCCUUGAAUAGUGUUGGCUCAGAGGACUCUUCCCUCACUUCCUCUGAUCUCCACACUGAAAGUAUGUGCAGUGAUGACCUCCUGGAGAAGCGGAGCAGCGGAGAGAGUGUGACCCGCGAUCUUCCUCAGGUCAAGAUGAGACAGCGGGAGAGUGGCGAGGUGGCGAGUGGUGGGGAGGACGGGCGGCCCCUGAGCGAUGCCUCUUCGUGCUGUGACCCAACGGAGGCAACUGUCAAGUACCGCGAGAGGACCAGGACUCAGCAACGACCUUUAACAAGAUACCUGCCAGUGCGUAGUGAGCAGCACUUUGACCUCAAGCAACACAUUGAGAGUGCUGGCCACCAGAUUGAGCUCUGCCCAUUCAUCAUUGUCACAGCCACGGCCUGCCGUGGCUAUCUCCACAAACUGGGUUCUAAGUUCCGAACGUGGCAGAAGAGAUGGUUUGUGUUUGAUCGAUCAAAGCGAGCACUUAUGUAUUACAGUGACAAAAAUGAAACCAAACCAAGAGGAGGCGUUUACUUUCAGGCUAUUGAGGAAGUCUAUGUUGAUCACCUCCAUUCAGUAAAGUCUCCAAACCCAAAACUGACCUUCUGUGUGAAGACUUACGAGCGGACGUUCCACUUGAUGGCUCCGUCACCAGAAGCAAUGCGUAUCUGGAUAGACAUCAUCUUCACUGGAGCAGAGGGCUACCAAGAGUUCCAGGGAGGCACCUGAAACAUGUGAAGGGACUUAAUUAGCAGUAUGUACCUGCUUUUUUUUUUAUUUUUGAGCAGCCAAGCUGUUUGGAUACAUGUCAUCCAGCUGCUAACAGGCCUGCUUAUUUUGCCUGCAUUGAUAUGAAGGAUAAAAAGUUAUCCAUCACCUACAGUCAAAUUUGGCUGUUUUGAGUGAGAAUAUGGUUUUAUCAAUUAUCUUUGUCACAAAUCUUAUGCUGCAGUUACAACAUAAAGAUUCUAAAUGAUGAGGAUUUAUUUUUAUUACUUAUAAAACUAUAAUCACUGGCUUCAUGUACUGACUCCUACAUGAAAGAAAGGUCAGUAAAGAGUAAAAGAUGUAUCUUAUACACUGCAUAGAUACAUUUACUUUUUGUGUGCACACAUUGUGCAAAUUUUAUUACAAAAUAUUAUUCUUGGCACUAUUGCUACAGAUUUUAUUAUUUUGAUAUUUAUCUUCACUUCUAAAUUUCCCAAUUGCAAACUCAGAGACAAAGUAAGUUUGUCUGAGAUGCAAAGAGGAAAUACAUUUUAUGGAGAUUCUUCAAAGAAACCAAUAAAACAUUAUUGAAGCAUCAGAGUUGACUACUAAAAAUAUUUUCCCAUGAGUAAAGAUUUUCGAAGGGCAAGAAACCUUGUUACUUAUACAGAGAAUCAUAACAUGUGGGUCCAAUGCUUCUCUUGCAUUUCAGGAGAAUAUAAGAAAUAUUCUAGGUACACUUUCACCUCCCGUGUAACACUAUAUUUUUUAUGCUUACAUUUUUCUUGGAACAUUGAUUACAGGUAAAAUGGAUUGCAGUUUUGGUCUAUAAUGACUAUCUUUAGUAAAACAACAUAUACAAAAAUUGUAUAGGCUUUUGUAGGAAGGAAGCUUCAAGAACACAGCCCAAUGACCAUGUUUUUAUAUGAUUGUGAUUUUAUCCAGUCUAUUUAUAUUGAAAAUUUUGUUUGGUUUUCAGUGUUGUGACUGUCUGGUGCUACAGUCUUUUGUAGUAAUAAGUAAUUUUUGAUAUGUAGUCAUGGACAGGAUGCACUGGAAAAAAAAGGCAUACUGAUUCCCCAGGUUGUAGUUCACAUACAUGUACAUUAUAUAUUUGGAUGCUCAAUAAA